This is a messenger RNA of Oncorhynchus gorbuscha (pink salmon), 882 nucleotides long. RefSeq names its product Krueppel-like factor 3. Bases 22 to 300 code for a protein of 92 amino acids. The transcript is spliced from 2 exons. The record is from RefSeq and is a predicted model, not a curated record. Gene Ontology annotation, biological process: regulation of transcription by RNA polymerase II. Gene Ontology annotation, molecular function: DNA-binding transcription factor activity, RNA polymerase II-specific; RNA polymerase II cis-regulatory region sequence-specific DNA binding. NCBI's taxonomy places the organism in Eukaryota, Metazoa, Chordata, Actinopteri, Salmoniformes, Salmonidae.
CCAAUCGAGUCUCCAGACUCGAUGAAGAAGAGACGAAUCCACCGUUGUGAUUUCAACAGCUGCAACAAAGUCUACACCAAGAGCUCUCAUCUGAAGGCACAUCGCCGCACACACACAGGAGAGAAGCCCUAUAAGUGCAUGUGGGAGGGGUGCACGUGGAAGUUCGCCCGUUCGGACGAACUGACUCGUCACUUCCGUAAACAUACGGGCGUCAAACCGUUCCAGUGUCCCGACUGCGAACGCAGCUUCUCCCGUUCCGACCACCUGGCUCUACAUAAGAAACGACACCUGCUGGUCUGAAAGGCAACGCAACGGCUGUGAAACGUCUGUUCGACACACAAGGCAUCGCGAACGCAGCCCGUUGGAUAGUUGGUCCAUACCGACCCCAAGACAGGACCGUUGGACAGAGAGACCCGGGACUUAAACAUCCUCUGUCUAUCACUUUAUUCAGUCAGCCAAUCAGCCGUCCUCUUCCUCUCCACUCCUCCACCUCUUCUUAGUACAAGUACUCCCUGUUGUCUCCCAGUACUCCCCGUUGUCUCCCAGUACUCCCCGUUGUCUCCCAGUACACCCCGUUGUCUCAAAGUGCUCCCAGUUGUCUCCCAGUGCUCCCCGUUGUCUCCCAGUGCUCCCCGUUGUCUCCCAGUGCUCCCCGUUGUCUCCCAGUGCUCGCCGUUGUCUCCCAGUGCUGAAGGCGGAUGGUGUUCGUAGGCCCAGAUCUAGGAUCAGCUAAACCUCCAGACGUCUUGACCUUAACCAUAGAGAUAGACAGAGGUCUUAACCAUAGAGAUAGACAGACAUCUUAACCAUAGAGAGAGACAGACAUCUUGACCUUAACCAUAGAGAGAGACAGACAUCUUGACCUUAACCAUAGAGAUAGAC